ACCAGGCACUGCGGACAAGCUAGCUCCUCGUUUCCAUCACUGUUGCCGUCGCUUCUGUGUCUGCUCCAAAGUCUCCCAAAGUCUCCCAAAGUCUCCAAAAGUCGCCCCAAAAGUCUCCCAUCCAGCCCAUUUACCCUUCUGUUCUGCUUAGUCCACUACUAAAGCACGUCCUCCUCCUCGUUGGCAGCCAAAAUGGUCUCGUCGUCGAUCCUCCGGUCCAAGUUGGUCCAGAAGCCCUACCAGCUCUUCCACUACCACUUCCUCCUGGAAAAGGACCCCUACUCCACGGUGUCGGACCUCUCGUUCGACACGGAUCCCGCCACCUCCCUAGCCCAGUUCAAAAAUCACCACUGGACCUGGAAGGAGUCGUUGCACUACGGCUUCUUGGCGUCGGUGAUCUUCUUCGUCUACAUCAUCUUCCCAGCGUCGUUCCUCGUCAAAACAGCCAUCCUUGCUGCCUUCGUGCUGUGCUUCGUCAUCCCCCUCACCUCCCAGUUCUUCGUGCACGCGUUGCCCAUCUUUGCCUGGUUGGCGCUCUACUUCAGCUGUGGCAAGAUCCCCAACGAGUGGAAGCCGGCCAUUUCCGUCAAGGUGCUUCCUGCGUUGGAAACCAUCAUGUACGGUGAUAACUUGUCCAACGUGUUGGCCACCAUCAACACUUCCACCCUCGACCUUCUUGCAUGGAUUCCAUACGGGGUCAUCCACUUCAGUGCCCCCUUCAUCGUGGCGUUCUUCAUCUUCUUGUUUGCCCCCCCAACCUCGUUGAGAUCCUUUGGUUUCGCUUUCGGCUACAUGAACUUGUUGGGUGUCAUCACCCAAAUCCUUUUCCCAGCCGCUCCUCCUUGGUACAAGCUUUUGCAUGAAUUGGAACCUGCAAACUACUCCAUGAGUGGUUCUCCUGGUGGUUUGGGCAGAAUUGACAAGCUUUUUGGUGUCGACAUGUAUACCACUGCAUUUUCCAAUUCUCCCGUCAUUUUUGGUGCUUUCCCAUCCCUUCAUUCUGGAUGCUCUGUGAUGGAUGUAUUGUUCUUGUGCUGGCUUUUUCCAAAGUUCAGAAUCGUAUGGUGGGGUUAUGCUACUUGGCUCUGGUGGAGCACAAUGUACUUGACCCACCACUACUUUAUUGAUUUGAUUGGCGGGGCUGUGUUAUCUCUUGUUGUAUUCGAGUACACCAAGUACAACCACUUGCCAGUCGUCGACAGCAACAAGUUCUGCCGUUGGUCUUACUCCCAAAUCGUCAAGAUCGAUAUGCAGGCGGAAGACCCAUUGUCUACCACUGUUUACUCAUUUAAUGACAUUGAGAACCAAAACCAAUCUCACAGAUCAGCUUUCCCAACUUUUAUUUAUAAUCAACAGCCUCAACCAGAGGCUUACGAAUUGUCCAACGUGACGACAAGGUCAAGACAAUCGUCCAGAUCAUACGUGCCUACAAUCAACACUUCAGCUACUUCACUCGCUACUCCUUCGGUGGGUUACGCCAGAUCUUCCUCUUCAUUGAACUUACCUUUACAAGAAGUUGAUGAAGUGCCAACAGUUGUUGAAGAGGAAUCAGAGGAUACUUCAUCAUUGGAAAACAGCGCAACUCCAUCAGUUUUUGAUGAGGACCAUCAUUUAAUCAGUUCUACGACAUCCACUACAUCGUUGGACGAAUUGGAAUCACCUGUGCAUGAUGUUAGGAGUACUCUACUUUCUAAUGCAGCCAAACUCAAAGCCAGCAGCUACAAGUCCAAGUAGAUGCACCAGCAUCCCAUCCUCAUUAAAUGUACAUAUCUCUUCCUGAAGUGACGAACAGCCAUAGAUGCAUAUUCCC
Suhomyces tanzawaensis NRRL Y-17324 is the source of this 1810-nucleotide messenger RNA. RefSeq names its product inositol phosphorylceramide synthase (gene AUR1). The record is from RefSeq and is a predicted model, not a curated record. Gene Ontology annotation, cellular component: inositol phosphoceramide synthase complex. Gene Ontology annotation, molecular function: inositol phosphoceramide synthase activity. The transcript has a single exon. Gene Ontology annotation, biological process: inositol phosphoceramide metabolic process; sphingolipid biosynthetic process. Bases 193 to 1734 code for a protein of 513 amino acids. NCBI's taxonomy places the organism in Eukaryota, Fungi, Ascomycota, Pichiomycetes, Serinales, Debaryomycetaceae.